Molecule: messenger RNA, 2350 nt
Organism: Dicentrarchus labrax (European seabass)
Lineage: Eukaryota; Metazoa; Chordata; Actinopteri; Moronidae
Gene: sft2d1
Product: SFT2 domain containing 1
Exons: 8
Coding region: 171-653 (160 amino acids)
Biological process (GO): vesicle-mediated transport
Cellular component (GO): membrane
Source: RefSeq, a predicted model, not a curated record
UAGGUCAGCACUUAACAGAAAAACACAAUUCAGGAAGCCAGGAAGUUAAAGUUGCCACUACUGCGGUCAAAACUUGUAGACACAAACAGCAGCCGUACAGUUAGAAAUAUAGAAACUGAGACUUUAAACCUUUUUUUCUUUUUUCUGCCUAAUUUAACUGCCAACUAACGAUGGACAAGCUUCGUCGUGUGUUAAGCGGACAAGACGAUAAUGAAGAGUUGGGUCUCACUGCACAGGUCCUUGAUGCCAGCUCUCUCAGCUACAGCACCAGGGUGAAGUGGUUCGUCAUAUGCUUUGCUGGAGGCAUCCUGUGUUCAAUACUCGGUUCAGCACUGCUGUUCCUUCCAGGUGGAAUCAAGCUUUUCGCAGUCUUCUACACAAUAGGGAAUCUCGCAGCUCUUGCCAGCACCUGCUUCUUAAUGGGACCACUAAAACAGCUGAAGCGUAUGUUUGAACCAACAAGACUGAUAGCCACCAUUGUUAUGCUGCUCUGCCUUGUCCUAACGCUUUGUGCAGUGUUUUGGUGGCAUAAAAAGGGGCUGGCCAUCAUCUUCUGUAUUCUGCAGUUUUUGGCAAUGACAUGGUAUAGCAUCUCUUACAUUCCAUUUGCCAGGGAUGCUGUGAUGAAAUGCUUCACAACCUGUCUGAGUUAGGAGUCUCUGACCAACAAUUUGAAUUGAAGACUGGUCCUAAUAUGCAAACUGCAAGAAUGGUGGCUCUGUAAAAUAUACAUCUAUGUUGUUUAUACACUAUAUCUCCAGAUUUUUACUAUGGCUUUUUCAUACUGUGAAUUCUCGCUUUUUAAGUCUAGUCGAAGAUCUCUAACUGUAAUCAGAUUAUAACACUUUUGCUUUUGUUUGUGAGAGACAUGAGUGCCUUUAAUGCUUAAUAUAUUUAAAGAUGUGCCUAUAUUUUCAGAGGAUUUUAUACCAUUUAAGUGCAGGGAAAUAAUUUUGACUUUGCAAUACAUUAUUUACAACAUAAAGUGCCUGAACAUUAUAAAUAUGAAGAGAUCUGUUGACAUAUCGACCAACCAUACACAAUUACAUCUUAAACAGUGUGAAAUUCCAUUUCCUUCUGGAUGGUGUUUUGCUUUCUUACUCACAAACAUUAUUAAAACACAUUGUCUUUCUGUCGUCUGUCUUUGAGGCACUGAUGUAUAAAGAGACUCCCUGAUGCGCUUCCAUGUUUAUUUAUGAUUAUUUUCCCCUUAGGCAAUUGAGGCACUGCUUCAUAGAUAAUGCACUGGGAUAUAUGAUGGUUCUUUUGAGGUUUUUCCGGCUAAAGAGAUUUUUCUUUUUUUUUUUUUUUUUUUUUUUAGAAAAGCAGCCCCUGUCUAGUCUGUUAGUCCUCAGUGUGUAUUUGAACACACCUACCCCCCCCCCAGCUCAUCAGAUUACAUUAAAAUUGCUUCUCCUUUUUAGACUCGAUUCCCUGCCAGAUGUAGCAAUGACCCAGUUAAUUACGCCUUUCUGAGCAUUGUGGUUUUGACGUGACCUAAUAACCCAGUAUAGCUUGCAUCAGGUUCCCUAUAUUGCUUCGGUAUGAUGGCAUAGCCUUUGAGGAUGCGGUUGUCAUGACAACCUCCUCUGGAAGAUCAUAACCUCAGCCUUCCCCCAUCUGUAGUGCAGAUGUUCAAAUUAUCCUGAUGAGGAGGUGUGUAUGUGUGUUUUUUUUUUUAUAGAACACCUUGGAAUGGGAGUCAGUCAUGGAUUUCACCAUAGAUUUUGAAAGUGAAAGAAAAAUGUUUUGAAACAGUUUGUUAUUUAAAUAUGGCAUCAAUAGCCACCUAUAUAAAGUCCCAACACACCCUGUUUUCCUGUGUAUGAGCUGCAGGAUUAGCUCAAGGUUUAACAAACAUGCCUCCAGGUUUUCUUUCUGCUUCAUGCUCCUAAAUAAGAGCACUUCCUGAUGUGCUGCCCCCACAUAGUUUCAUUAGACGCUUGUAUAAUGUAGUGGUGGUGGAUUAGCACGGACAAAAUCUCCCCUCAGCACUACUUGUUCAACUAACUUGGCUGAGACCCAGCAAAUCCUUAAGCAAUUAAUCUUUGGCAUAAAACAAUUCUGUUGAGUGAAGGAGUGGGGUUGUUUUUUUGUGAUAUUUAUUCUUUGCUCGCCAUUUUUGGGAUUACGGCGAAGUUUUGAGGCUGAAGGGGAAGGCACCCUGACCCUGGCAAUCUGUUAAGAGUCUCCCAACAGUUUCCUCUUCAUUACAUCUAAUCCAUUGUUAUGUCAGAGAGAAGAGGGAUCCCACACCACAACAAGCACUGAAAUGAAACACGUCUGUGUGUCCUCUCUCCGGCUUAAUGACCCAGCUCAUCUUGUAAAAAUGAAUAAAUAACUACGCUUG